This is a messenger RNA of Cephus cinctus (wheat stem sawfly), 5959 nucleotides long. It is a transcript of the gene PAN2, whose product is annotated as PAN2-PAN3 deadenylation complex catalytic subunit PAN2. Gene Ontology annotation, cellular component: PAN complex; P-body. Gene Ontology annotation, biological process: mRNA processing; nuclear-transcribed mRNA poly(A) tail shortening. Gene Ontology annotation, molecular function: poly(A)-specific ribonuclease activity; nucleic acid binding; protein binding. The record is from RefSeq and is a predicted model, not a curated record. The coding region runs from base 370 to 4293 and encodes 1307 amino acids. NCBI's taxonomy places the organism in Eukaryota, Metazoa, Arthropoda, Insecta, Hymenoptera, Cephidae. The transcript is spliced from 21 exons.
CGCGCAGAAGCGGCUGUUCUAGGUGGCAGCAGGUGCAAGGCCAACAUACGUCCUCGUCGAAGCUAAACGCGCAAAAAAGUGGAAUCAUGAAUUAAAUGUGUCGCGGCAUAAGGCUCUUAUAACGAAUUGGGAUCCGCGAGUGUAAGAUGUGCGAUGUCGUGGAUUAAUUGUGAGCAUUGCGCUUUCUCAUCAUGCAGUGAACUGGUUACGGCCGGAAGUAGCUCGCUUGUUCCACAGUUGCCAAGGCGACUGCUGUGUGUGUGCCAUGAGAAGAGGGACCCCGAAUUGCCGCAUUUACUAUUUUCCAGCUUUUUUUAAAUAAUCCACCGGCUUAUUGAUGCCUCGGAGACGAUUUUAGUCAACAUUACAAUGGACUAUUCUGUAUUAGGCCACUACGAUCCGUGCGUAGAGGCCGCGGCUGUUGGUGAGCAGGAGUUGCUCUGGGAAGAAUCAAAUUAUGAUUUAUCUGGAGAAGGUUUUGUGCCUGCAGCAGAACAGUUUGGGGAAGAAUUCGCUGGGGCUGAAUUUCAGGAAACCAGAGCAUUACUUGCUGAUGGAGGGGAUCAGUUUGGUGUGUCUACCAUUACGUUCGACACAGUGGAGGAACUCAUGUGGAUGGGGAAUCAAGGGGGUCACGUAACGUCAUACUAUGGGUCUGGCUUGCAAAAGUACACCUCCUUUCAAGUCCAUGCCUCACAGGAAGUGCGACAUAUUCAUCCUGUGGAUGAGGGAAUCUUAGUGCUGACUCAGAGCAUAUUGCGGUGUCAGCUUCGUCGAGGCAUACCCAUAUUUACACACACGUCAUCCAAUAUGAUUGACAUGCAGUGCAUGCUUCAAAUUUCGCCAACGAGACUGCUUAUGGGGGGUCAUCAGGAAAAAAUAAUUGACUUUAAUCUAACUAGAGGAAAAGAGACUGGACUAGUUCAUGUUGGCGAACAUGGUUGUGCAAUAUUAAGGCAACAUAGUCGUCUGGUGUGCGCGGGUAAUCCCGCAGGAAGGAUAGACCUCAGGGAUCCAAAUACAUUAUCAAUAGAGCACACACUUGAUACACAUAGCGGUUCGCUAAGUGACUUCGAUGUACAAGAAAAUUAUUUGGUCACAUGUGGUUUUAGUAACAGUCGUCAGGGCCUUUCGGUUGAUCGAUUUCUGAUGGUUUACGAUCUGAGACAAAUGCGAGCACUGAGUCCCGUCACCACCCUGGUCUAUCCGCUCCUACUGAAGUUCCUACCUAGUUACUCCAGUCGUCUUGCUGUUGUAUCACCCUUGGGUCAGAUGCAGCUUUUUGACACCAUUUACGCGAACGUACAGCCAUCAAUGACGUGUCUCUAUCAGGUCGCUACCGGAGGUGCCUUGGUGCUGUCAUUUGACGUCUCACCAACUUCCCAAUGUCUUUGCUUUGGAGAUGCUGCAGGGUCUAUACAUCUCAUGUCAACAAAUACUCCAGAACCACAGUUCAAUACAUUCUCUCGACCAACAGAAUUUGCUGAUCCUGUAGAGACACUCCAGCCCAUUGCAUUCGAUGAUCAUAUGACUCCAUUGAGUACAAUACCAAUGAUGUAUACUGGACAUACAUUGCUCAGUGACUGGCCCGAAGAGUACUUAAAGAAAGUUUAUAGAAAAACACCGUCAAUCGAUCCCGAAAUCCUGCGCACAAUGAAGAUGCAAGGAACAAUAGGUUACGCUCCAAAUCCUCAGGCCUUUCGCAGAAACCAAAUCCCAUACAAUUUGGAAAAGCGUCGUGGCGUCGUUACGAAGCUCUUUGCCGGAGACUCAAGAUCCAAAACCGAAGACGGCACUUUCGUCGCAAUACCAAAGCGUUAUCGUAAAAUCGAAGUGAAAUAUUCACGUCUCGGUUAUGACGAAUUUGACUUCGAUCAAUACAAUCGCACCAGUUUUUGCGGAUUGGAGGCCACGCUUCCGAAUAGUUAUUGCAAUGCAAUGUUACAGUUGCUGUACUAUUGUGAACCGGUGAGAAUAGCCCUGCUGUCGCAUUCGUGUCAGCGAGAAUUUUGUCUCUCCUGCGAAUUGGGAUUUCUUUUUCAUAUGCUGGACACAUCACGUGGUUUUCCAUGUCAAGCUGCCAACUUUCUAAGAGCUUUCAGAACAGUACCAGAAGCCGCUGCUCUUGGUCUCAUACUAAGCGACCUUCACCCCGAGGCUAAAAGGAAGACAAGUUUGAUUAGAUUGAUACAGAGUUGGAACAGGUUUAUAUUACAUCAAAUGCACUACGAGGUUCUGGAGACUAGAAAGCGACAGCAGGAAGAGGAAGCAAUGCGGUUAAAAACUGACCCGAAGAAUCCGCCGUUUGUUUACAACGAACAGGAUUUUCCCAGCAUCUUGCAAGAUCUCGGUUCACGUUACAGAAUCCACGACGAGGAACGUAAAAAACGUAGGAAACAAGAAGAUGAUGGUAAAUAUAUGUGGAUCACGUCGAAAGAUAAUAACAGUAAAAAAUCCGUCGAAGAAAACGACGUCCGCGACGAGGAUACAGAGAUCAGUCGAUUAUUCGGCUCCGAGCAGAUUCACAUUCAUCGCUGUUUAAAGUGCGGACAGGAAGCAUCAAAGCAUUCAAUAAUGUUGCUCUGUAAUUUGGUCUACCCAGAAGUCUCUAGUUCGACGGAGGAGGUUCCAUUCACUAGAGUAUUGGGACGUAGUUUGCGCCCAGAGAAAAUAACACCAGCUUGGUGUGACAGUUGUCAAAAAUUUACGCCAACUUUACAGUCUCGACAAUUAACAAAAUUACCUCAAAUACUGGCUUUGAAUUGCGGCCUCGAUAGUCAACAGGAUAAAGACUUUUGGCAAAAUCAAAUGGAUAUCGUAGUGCAGAAAGUCGUAAGUGGAAAAGUUUUUAGUCCAGCCUCCAGUCCUGUACCAAUAACAAUUAAACCUUGUCGUUAUGGAGUUAACUGCACGCGAGUUGGUUGCAGAUUCCGCCACGUUGGCCGAGAUCCAGAAGCAAAUCCAGCAUCGCCAGCUGCACCAGUGUCAUCAGCAAUUCCUAUAACAGCUCCACCCAGUCAUCUGUAUUAUUCGCAUUCCUGGAUUCCACACAAUAUCGAAGUCAUACUUUAUGAUAAUGGCGAGCUGUCCAUCGAAAAGUUGGAUAAGAUUAAUCAAGGUGAUACUAAUGGUAGCAAUUCCAGCUCGCCCAAAGUGGUAAUAGAAAAUGGACAAGGAGACAACAAGAUUGAGAAAGAUGCAGAAACAGUGAAGGACCAAAAUGAGAAAGACACGAGUAAUCCUGAGGGUACCAGUUCACGUACAGAAAGUAAUAAAAAUAUUGUCAAGAAAGUGCAGUAUAUUUUGAGCGCUGUGGUUUGUUAUGUCGAUGACAAGAAUGAUGAAGACAGAAGGAACAUUGUUGCUCUGAUUCGUGUUGGUCCUUAUUAUCAUGAGAGAUUGGCUGGCAGCGCCGUCUCGCAGUGGUACAUAUUCAAUGACUUUUGUAUAUCAGCAGUGACGCCACAGGAAGCCGUUUGGUUCAAUUUAGACUGGAAAGUACCUUGUGUCCUUCACUAUACAGCGAUACCAGCGCCGGAAACAGCACAAGUCAUUAGUCCAUUGACUUAUGACGUUUUUGGAGAGGAUAAAUGUAUUGCACGUAGUGGAGGAACCCGAGGGAUAACAUUUACACCUUUGACUUCAGACGAAAUGCCGAAGAAAGGAGAACUAGUAGCCAUUGACGCUGAAUUCGUUACCUUAAAUCAAGAAGAGUCGGAACUUCGUAGUGAUGGUAAAAUGUCGACUAUCAAACCAAGUCACAUGUCGGUUGCACGUAUCACUUGUAUACGCGGGCAAGGACCACUCGAAGGAACACCCUUUAUAGAUGACUACAUAAGCACUCAGGAACAGGUUGUCGAUUACUUAACAAAAUUCAGUGGAAUACAACCAGGAGACCUGGACGCAAAUUUCAGUAGUAAACAUUUAACAACGUUAAAAUCGACCUAUCAAAAAUUACGGUUUCUGGUUGACAAUGGCAUAAUAUUUGUUGGUCAUGGACUUAAGAAUGAUUUUAGAGUAAUAAAUUUGGUGGUACCACCCGAGCAAAUAAUCGAUACCGUUUUGCUCUUCCAUCUGCCGCAUCGUCGAAUGGUGUCUCUGCGUUUUUUGACUUGGCACUUUUUACACAAGAAAAUACAGUCGGAAACGCAUGAUUCGGCCGAAGAUGCUCGAGCGGCCCUCGAGCUUCAUCACAAGUACAAGGAACUGGAAAAUUCUGGUAAACUGAUGGAUGCUCUUAAGGAAUUGUAUAGUGUUGGCACCCAACUGCAGUGGAAGGUACCAGAAAGCUGAUGCUCGAACGAAAUAGCAACCGAUGGAAGUUGCAAAAAUGUGCCGAGCAGUGGUGCUCACAACGUCUAGCUGUGAAAUAUUUCAGGUGUUCUGACGAUUAACGGGAAUUAAUAAUUAAGUUAUGGAAAAGAAACAAAAAAAAUUGGGAAACAUAGUACUCCAGCCAUACCGUUAAAACUGAUUCGAUACCUAAAUAAUUUAUUUAUAGGCAAAAAUUAUCGCGGUUAACCAAUUAUUGUGAUUUUGUCCGAUAGAUAAUUAUCUGUCAUUUCGUUUUUUCUUUUUUUUUCGUUAUUAUUUUUUUACAGUAACUUUCGACAAACUUAGGUAAAAUUGCUUUUACUGAUAAUUGAGCGUCAAGGAUAACAAGACUUGACAUACGAUUCGACUUUUACGGGUAUGGUAAUUCAAAAUGGUGAAUUUUAUUUUAGAAUCGGUUUAAUCGUAUCUCCUUGCAUUAAUCAUAAAGCCCAUUCAAGUAUCCAGAAUUUUUAACGAUUAUGACCCGACGUACAAAACGUACCUCUUUCAAUGAGAUUAAACGACACUUACGUAAUGCCAUUCAUACGGAAAUUAUAGUCAGCAAAGGAAGUGAAACAAAGAAACAGAAAAUUCUCGUAGAUCAUAAUCGUGAUCGUCCGUUUCAUACGAUCUAUACGAUACGACGAUACAUGAAAAUAUAUUGUCCGAUAGCGCACAGUGUUUCUGUGAAAGGUCGACACUUCAAACUCCGCCCUGAUGGCGCAGUAUAUAAUAUAUUUUUUAUUUUCACAACGAUCCACGCCAUUGCAUCAUAUAUACGUAUUGAAUGAGUAUCUCGAGAAACGAAUCACUUUUACCAUUUCCAAAAACAUAUAUUUUAAAGAGUUUUGCAACAAUUUGUAAAUAUCAAUUAGUUCUUUAGCAAUAAUGGACUAAAUGACGAAUUUUCAAGCUUUUCUUUUAACUAUGACUUUUUAUAUACACAUUUUUUCCCAUUUUUCAAUGAAGAUUCUUAUGUCGCGUGUAUGAUUUCGUUUAAGGGUUUUUAAUUUGCCAUUUAUUUUUUCUCUGUGAAUCUUAUUUUUUUUCGUCAUUAAACUCUGUCAUUAUACUUGCAACUCGAUGCACUGCAAAAAGUUAAUGAGCCUUGAUGCUGGUGCUACUAUCUUAUUUCUCUCCACCUGUCACCAUUAUCUUUAGAUACCAGUAAAAAGAAAUUAAUAAGAGCAUAAUGACAAGAUGAAGGGAUACGAAAAAUUUAUGAAUAUCAAAGCUGACAACAAUGUUCUUUUGCCAAGGAGCUCCCUUGUGAAAUCGGUGAAAGUGUAUUUUAUCGAGAUACAUAAUAGGUAUAUUUUACAAAGUAAUCUUAACUCAUUGUAAAUUAUUUUUAUAUGCAUUUUGAGAUAAAAGAAAAAAAAAUAAAAUAAUGAAAAAGAUAAGCGAUGACGGUCAAAAUCUAAUACCAAAUGAAGAAAACAGGAAUACUGUAAUGUAUAUUUUUGGAUAUUUGGAUGAAUUUUCUUAUAGUUUUGAACAAUGUCCACGGCCAAUUUCCAAAAGAGUUCAUCAACUUACAAUUGUAAACAGACCGAUAACUCAUAAUGUCAAUAGUAAUCAUGCAUUUCUUUUACAUCUGUUACUGUUAUGUCAUUGUGAUUUUCAAUAAAUGAUUAUACCGAAA